AAACAGAUGAAAUUUUUCUAAUCAAAAUGCCGUGAGGACUAUUUCGUAAAUAAGUUAUUUAAAUUUUAAAAAUCUACUGUACGUCGGAGAUCGCUAUGUCAACAAUGAUGCGAGUAAUUAUCAUCUGUGGGCUGCUAGGAUAUCUUAAUGCUGAGGAAACGUCAACGUUCAUUCCAGUAAAUCGUGGUGCUGCACGUCAAAUGUUUGGCAGUGGUAACUUACGUCAACCUGCUACAGGAGCUCCUGAUUCGGGAAUGACUACUCCGAAGUCGUCGUUCCAGGAGACUAAGGAUCGGGGAUCCAAUAAUGUCAGGCAUGACAAGGGACGGAAGCCUGGGCGAGAUGGUUACAAUGGCAACGGGUAUAAUAGGGGGUCCAAGUAUCCAGAUUUCUACCCACGGUUUCCUGGGCCGGAUUACGAUGAGCCUUUUGACGUUCCCAGUUAUAGGAAUGGAGCUCCAGUCAAUGGGAUCUACACACAAGGCAGACCUGGUGGACGAGGCGUAGAUCGAUCACGACCUGGAAUUUAUGACGGAGUCUACGGAGAGCUGCCUGAUAGAAUGAGGAUCCAUCAUGGCCUAUCACGUGGCCACGGUGUAAAUCCCGCUGGAGUUGAUUCAGAUCGUUUCGACCCUGACCAGAAGAGUCUGAUCCAUGAGCUAGAUGACGAAAGUGACCUCAACCCGGUCUACAUACCCUGCACUUAUGAUUGUGACAACGAUCAAUUUCUAUGUGUCAGCACUUGCAGCUGCAUCAAUUUCAAUCAUCGCUGUGAUGGUUCCGCCGAUUGUGAGAACGCAGAGGACGAAAUGGAGUGCGAGAACGUUUACGAAUCACGUCGGUCUAACGGCACAUGCAGUGGGGAAAAGAAAAUCCUGUGCCCAGAAUCAGGAAUUUGCAUUUCUGAGCAGUGGUUAUGUGACGGCGAUGAUGAUUGCGGUGAUUACUCGGAUGAAAGUCACUGCGGUGAUAAGAAAAAUUGUACAGCUGAUCAAUAUGAAUGCCGAAAUGGGCUCUGUAUACCGGGAUCAUGGCGCUGUGACGGUGAAAAUGAUUGUCGUGAUUUUUCAGAUGAAGAAAACUGCGGUGGUAAAAGGCAAUGUAAAGAAGAUGAGCAUACGUGCCCUGAGGGCUCGUGCAUUCCCCGAAAGUACGUUUGUGACGGUGAUGCAGACUGUGAAGACGGCUCUGAUGAACUGAAAUGCCACGGAAUACGUGAGGUAGUUUGCGAUGCAAAUCACUUUGAGUGUGCGACGCCCAAAUGUAUUCGCAAGGAGUUUAGAUGCGAUGGAACUGAUGAUUGUGGGGACGCUAGUGACGAGGAAGGCUGCUUUGAAUUCUGCAAUGCUAAUCAGUUUAAAUGUAUCAAUGGGACGUGUAUCAGCAAAGCGUUUGUGUGUAAUGACCACUGGGACUGUAAAUCUGGUGAAGAUGAAGCUGUUUGCAAAACUGCACCACCCAAAAGCUGUGGCCCGGACGAAUUCACUUGUACCUUUGGCGACUGUAUUCCGAAGAUUUGGGUGUGUGACGGCGCUCCGGAUUGUACGAAUGCCGCAGACGAGGAAGGCUGCCUUACGACCUGUGAUGCUACGGAGUAUCUCUGCAAGGCUCCUACGCCUUCGAAUAUGUCAACAAAUCAACAUCCGCAUGUUACUCCCUACUGCAUUGCACGUAAACACUUGUGUGAUGGCUUGGCCGAUUGUCCUUUGAAGGAAGAUGAGAAGGAUUGUCCCAAGCGACGUAAUUGCACUUCUACGGACAAGUGCACUCAACACUGCGUCUUGACGGUCACAGGAGAGAAAACUUGUUCAUGUGACGUAGGGUUUACUUUGGCAAAAGAUAAUGCGACAUGUCAGGAUAUUGACGAAUGCGCGUUUACUAGGGAACCAGUCUGCAGUCAAGUCUGCCACAAUACGAUGGGUUCGUUCGUUUGUGGAUGCAUUAUUGGGUAUGUCCUGAGACCAGACUUGAGGACAUGCAAGGCAGUAGGUGGCAAUCCUAGUCUUAUAUUCACAAACCGGGUGGAAAUACGUAAAGUCAGUCUGGAACCUUCAUCGGCGUCUAAGUACACGCCGAUAGUCAAGGGUCUGCAUAACGCAAUUGCUAUGGACUAUCAUUAUGACCGAGGCAUAAUCUAUUGGUCAGAUGUCUCCUUAGAUGUCAUCAAAAAGGUCUAUGUAAACGGCAGCAAUCCGGAAGAUGUCAUACGCUGGGGUCUGGAGAGUCCUGGAGGCAUAGCUAUUGACUGGAUCCAUAACCUUCUCUUCUGGACCGACGGAGGAACCCGUCGAGUUGAGGUUCUAACUUUGGACACCCGAAUCCGACAUGUCCUUAUCUCUAAUGAUCUAGACAAACCCCGAGCUAUCGCCGUCCAUCCACACUACGGCUACGUUUUCUGGACAGACUGGGGUCCUUCGCCUAAAAUAGAACGUGCUGAUAUGGAUGGUACUUCCAGACUUGCUUUGAUCACGGACUCGAUCACUUGGCCCAAUGGACUAACCAUCGACUACCCGACUGACAGAAUUUUUUGGACCGAUGCCAAGCAUCGGGUCAUAAUGUCCGCGAAGCUCGACGGUACCGAUAGAAAAAAAAUUCUUAGUAAGGGUCUGCAUCAUCCAUUUGCGAUUACUGUCUUCGAAGACACGAUUUACUGGACCGACUGGCAUUUCAAAAGUAUCUCGUCAGCUAACAAAGAAACGGGACACGGAUUUAAAACCAUACGGUCUGGUCUACACUUUCCCAUGGAUCUGCACAGCUAUCACAAGCAGCGUCAACCCGCAUACCCCAAUCACUGUGGCAAUAACAAUGGUCGGUGUUCUCAUAUGUGUUUGCCCAACAGUGCAGGCUACAGCUGCGUGUGUCCCGUCGACUUGAAGCUAAAACGCGAUGGUAAAAACUGCGCUGAUGACAAUUUCCUUAUUCUUGCACGUAAAAGAGACCUACGAUUGAUUCCCGUGGACAAACCGAUGCGUGCUUUUGAUACCGUGAUUCCGGUGGAUCACGUCCAGAGCGCGGUAGCUUUAGCCUGGGACUCAGAUGACGAUAUGGUUUACUGGACUGACGUAGAACUAGACACGAUAAGUCGUGCGCACUUGAACGGUACUAAUCAGACGAUAGUUAUCAGUCAUAAUCUUGAGUCCCCUGCUGGGUUGGCCUUGGACUGGAUCACCAAGAAGUUGUACUGGACUGACGCGGGUACUAAUCGUAUUGAGUGUUCUAAUUUGAAUGGCAGCAUGAGAACUCUUCUCAUUUACGAAGGACUGGAUAAGCCACGUGAUAUCGUCGUGGAUCCAAUCGCUGGACACAUGUACUGGAGCGACUGGGGAGCUAAGCCGAAGAUAGAACAAGCUUCGAUGGACGGUAGCAACCGCCAAGUGCUUAUUAGUGAAAAACUCAUUUGGCCAAAUGGGCUAGCCAUUGAUUUCGAAAUGAAACGGCUCUACUGGGCAGAUGGUGGAAUGAAAAGCAUCGAGUACAUUGACCUCGAAGGCAAAGGAAAACCAGUACGUGUUCAUUCGGACUUGCCUCAUCCAUUUGGGCUAGUGAUUUAUCAAAACAAAGUCUACUGGACUGAUUGGGAUACCAAAAGUAUCCAUCGUGCUAAUAAAGACACUGGAAGUAAUUCCGUGGUCGUAAGAUCCGAGAUUUCAGGGUUGAUGGAUGUGAGAAUGUUCCACCGAAAUCGGACCGUAGUUCCUAAUCCUUGUGGUAAAGAUAAUGGAAAAUGCUCCCAUCUGUGUCUGCUGACCUCAAAAAGCAUUCAGCCGCAGAGGUACUCAUGCGUGUGUCCUACUGGCCUAAUUCUUGAGCCUAAUUCAAAUAAAAAGCAAUGCAGGAAAAUUCCGAAUACUUUUAUAAUCUUCGCGCAUCGCGUUGACAUACGAUUUAUAUCCUUCGACACAGAUUACCGUGUCGACGUAGCUCUGCCUAUAAAUUUCUUGAUAAAUGCAACGGGUGUAGACGUCGACCGAAAGACCGGCCAGAUUUAUUGGACGGAUCCUGGCGCAGAUAUCAUCAGCCGGGCGAGCUUCGAUGGAAAGCAUAUAGAGACUAUCAUUUCUUCAGGGAUCGAUACUGUUGAUAGCUUGGUCGUGGAUUCGAUUGGCCGGAAGCUUUAUUGGACAGACGCUGGACUAAACAGCAUCGAAGUAUCUGAGCUAGAUGGCAGCAACCGCAAAGUCUUGAUCUGGUCGGGUCUUGACAAUCCGCGAGCGAUCGCACUUCACUAUAAGCUCGGGCUGAUGUUUUGGACAGGCUGGGGUCAGAACGCGAGGAUCGAACGCGCUAAUAUGGAUGGUCAGGAACGAAUGACUGUAAUCUCAGAGGAUCUCGUCUGGCCCAAUGGAUUGACGGUUGACGUGGCCACGAACAAGCUCUACUGGAACGACGCUAAGCGAAAAGUUAUCGAAUUCUCGGACCUAGAUGGGACGAAUAGAAAAGUCCUGGUAAAAAGUGUCCAGCAUCCUUACGGACUGGCUUUGAUGAAUGGAUUCAUAUACUGGAGUGACUGGAUGACUAAAGCGAUUCAUCAGGCCAACAAAACUACCGGCGCUGAUGCUAAAAUUCUCGUGGACAAGUUGGACGGAAUAAUGGACGUUCAUACCAUCACGCCUAGAGAUACCGACGAUGUCCAAGACGCCUGUAUCAAGAAGAGGUGCAGUCAUCUAUGCCUCCGAAAUCCUCACGGUGCUUCUUGUGCCUGCCCAACAGGAAUCCUGGGAUUCGGACAAACGCUUGAUAACUGCCACGAGUUUCCCAUUAAUUCCCUUUUUUUAACUGGCCAGAAAGGUCUCGCACGCAUAUCACUAGACACUCCGGAAAUGAGGGACAUAACUCUCCCAACGGAUGAUAGAAUCGUUCAACCAGACUCGGUUGACUUCUAUUGGAACGAGCAUAUCAUAUUCUUCGCUGACGAGUCAUACAGAGGCAAUGGGAACAAAGUGAUUCGCUCUGGCAAAAUGAGCAAGAUCACUGAUGGAUUCCCGGUUGUUACCGAGAAGUCGGACUCGUACUUCCUGUUUGCCGUGGACUGGAUCAGUGGAAACAUAUAUUUCACAGACCAGCGAAGAAGUACCAUUGAAGUUAUUCACAGAGGGGGAUUCAAUCGAAUGACUUUGAUCAAUGACACUGAGGAUACCGAGCACUGGUUCGCAAGUAUCGCUCUGUUCCCUAAGCUGGGCUACAUCUUCUGGUGCAGGCUGGGCAAGAAUUCAAACAUACAGAGGGCGUAUUUGGAUGGCAGUAAUCGCCGAGUGAUUGUUUCUAAUAAUUUGGCGGAUCCUAAUGGACUGACGAUCGAUUACGAUAAUCGGAAGCUCUAUUGGGCGGACAUGAGGAACAAUAGGAUUGAAAUGUCUGACCUCAAUGGGAAUUACAGGGUCCAGUUGAUCGCGGCUGCUGAUAAUCCUUACGGGCUGACUUUGCUUGGAGACUACAUCUACUGGAUCGGUCAUCUUGGAACCAGUUCGAGUUUGAAGAGGGCAGAUAAGGCGACGGGAAGCAAUAGAAUAAAUAUACGGACUUCCAUGUCGGUGAUCACGAAUAUCAGAGCAGUAUCGGCUAGUCUGCAAAAGGGAUGGAAUCCUUGCGCUGAAGGAAAUGGCGGAUGCACGCACUAUUGCUUCUUUGUUAAGAAAAAUUACACGUGCGCUUGUCCAGUUGGUGCUGAAAAUGACUUUUCGUGUUCGGUUAGGCCCAAAAAGUGGGUUCCUAUUAGAAAACCGGGAACUGAAAAUGACCCGGACUAUGACCAUGACGAGGACGAAAGGCCUGUGGAGGUGAUUCCUAAGACGACUUAUCGGGAAAAAGACGACAAGUUUUUGAACAAUAAAAAUGUUAAGAACAAAACGUACACUACCAUGACCAUAACGAUUGUCGUCGUGGUAACGAUCACUAUUAUUAUAAUUGCUGCUAUCAUCUACUUGGUCUGCCAGAGAAAACCUAAGCAGGAAAAAUACAUGUACGGAAAAAGAAGAAAUGUCAUGACCUUUUCAAACCCAAAUUAUAAUGCUUCCGCAGCGGACAGUGUCGCCAAUUCAGCAGGGACGGAGAAAAAAGGCAUUUGGAAAAGACUCAAAUACGACAGUUCGCAGGAAAGAGUUUAUGAAGAUAAUGGACAGACAUCGAGUCCGGAAGUAACUUCACUGAUACCGCCAUCAGCAACACCCAGCAGCAGUAGAGCGCCAUCUAUCACUCCGAGAGAGACAUCGCCAUCUUUGAUACACAUCACCCACAUCGCGGGUUAAUUUAUCUGUAGUUAUUAAACUAAUUGACCGUUUUUUAUCGAAAAAAAUUAUUUGUUGUCUGCUACAGUGAACUUUUACGUUGAUUUCGUUCUUUUUAAAUUUUUUUACGCGUCGAUUUUUAAAAAAAAAAUUUUUUGAGUAUCAGUUUAUAGAUUUAUGUAUAUAUUACAUUUCGUAAAUACUUAAUUAAUUUUUUUGGUGUUGCUAGUAAUUUUAUACCAAGUAAAUAAAAUUAAUUUAUAUUUUUGUAGCAAAAUAUAAAGAGCGGGAUUACUGUGAAGUAUAAAAAUAUAUGUAAAGAAAACAACCAGGUGUAAUAUGUAUAUUUUUUCUAUGACAAUUAGUGGGUAUUUGAAUAAUUGAAAGAUAAUUAAAUAUUUUUAUCUGACUGGAUUAUAAUUUCUUUGUCCCAGCGGGCCUAGGACAUAAAUUUUUCUUGUGAAAAAGUAUUUAUUGGUUUAUUUAUUUAAAUAAUUGAUUAAUUAAUUAAGAACACCAAUUUUUUUAAAUAAUUAGAUGGGCAAAUAAUUUUAUUUGGCAUAAUGAAAAAUAAUUAACAGGGAUUUAUAAAUAAAUAAUCAAUAAGUAUUAUAAAGUUUAAAAUUGUGUAACGAAAUAUCGGAAAUUUUAAAUGUAAAAAAAUUUUAAUGUUUAAAUUUGAAUACUGUACUGUUGAUAAUUAUUUUUUUUUUGUAAAAAAAAUUUUAUAGAGCUCAAGGAUUUAUUGUGAUAAAUUAGUUACAAAUUUUGAUUUCUAUUCGUGCAAAAAUGAUCAGAUAUGAUCAUAUGUGAGCAUUAUAAAUAUGACGUAUAAGUUUCAUAUAUGUCAGCUGUAGUUAUAUAUGAUCAUAUGAGUGUCAUAAAUACAAUAUAUGAUCAUGUGAAUAUCAUAAAUAUGACAUAUUAUCAUGUGGGGUCAUACAUGAUCAUGUGAAUAUCAUAAAUAUGACAUAUUAUCAUGUGGGGUCAUAUAUGAUCGUAUGUGUCAUAUAUGUCAUGUGUGGUUAUAUGUGACCAUUCUAGCGUCAUAUAUAAUCAUAUAAGUGUUAUAAAUACGAUAUACGAUGAAGUGAAGUCAUAUAUGAUCGUAUGUGUCAUAUGUGGUCACAUAUGACCAUUCGAGCGUCACAUAUAAUCAUAUAAAUGUCAUAAAUACAAUAUAUGAUAGGAUAAGGUCCUAUAUCAUCGUAUGUGUCAUAUAUGACAUAUGUGUUCACAUAUGACCAUUCGAGCGUCAUAUAUAAUCAUAUAAAUGUCAUAAAUACAAUAUAUGAUGGGAUGAGGUCCUAUAUGAUCGUAUGUGUCAUAUAUGACAUAUGUGUUCACAUAUGACCAUUCGAGCGUCAUAUAUAAUCAUAUAAAUGUCAUAAAUACAAUAUAUGAUGGGAUGAGGUCCUAUAUGAUCGUAUGUGUCAUAUAUGACAUAUGUGUUCACAUAUGACCAUUCGAGCGUCAUAUAUAAUCAUAUAAGUGUCAUAAAUACGAUAUAUGAUAAAGUGAAGUCAUAUAUGAUCAUACGGUUGCUAUAAAUACCAUAUAUGGUCAUAUGGGAUCAUAUUAGCGUCAUAUAUGAUCAUAUUAGUGUCAUAUAUGCUCGAAUAUGGUCAUGAAUAUCAUAUAUGAACACAUGAGUGGUAAUAUGAUCAUAUAGUGUCAUACAUAAUCGUAAGGGUGUCAAAAAUGUCAUAUAUGGUCAUAUGAGUGUUAUAUAUCAUACUUGAUCAUAUAUAUGUGCUAUAUAAUUAUAUGAGUGUCAUAUAUGAUUAGAUUCAAUAAUUUUUUCUCGGAUAAUUUGAUGAAUUACAAAAAAAAUUAACAACCGCGUGCAGUCCACGCAAAUGAAGUUUAUAAUUUGACUUGAGUUGGUAAAUUAACCAUUUUUUUUUUAUUUUAUGUAAUCUCCUAAAUUAAAAACGAGAUUGAUGUUGAUAAAUUUCGAAACGGCUCAUUUCAAGUUAUCGAACUGACAUCUCGUUGUUUUAAAAAAAAUCAUAUAUAUUAAUAUGAUAAAAAGGGCGUAAGAUAAAUGGUUUAUGGUGCCAAAGUGAUGAUAA
Molecule: messenger RNA, 8299 nt
Organism: Microplitis mediator
Lineage: Eukaryota; Metazoa; Arthropoda; Insecta; Hymenoptera; Braconidae
Product: low-density lipoprotein receptor-related protein 4-like
Exons: 14
Coding region: 96-6245 (2049 amino acids)
Molecular function (GO): protein binding; calcium ion binding
Source: RefSeq, a predicted model, not a curated record